Schistocerca piceifrons (Central American locust) is the source of this 3504-nucleotide messenger RNA. RefSeq lists its product as uncharacterized. The transcript has 21 exons. The record is from RefSeq and is a predicted model, not a curated record. Lineage: Eukaryota; Metazoa; Arthropoda; Insecta; Orthoptera; Acrididae.
AUGGCAUCAGAGGCGGCGCCACUGACCCGGCGACGCGACGAGGUGCAGGGAGGCGGCGCCGGCGCCCGCGCUCUGCCCCUGCAGCGUCACGCGCUGCGGGUCUCCCCCGAAGCUAGCGAUGUUGCUCUGCACCCACACCAGGGCCAGCCGCUGGUCCUUCAGCUCCGCCGUGCACCCACACGAUCACGGGCAGCCCUGCACCCUCCCCUGGCACUCCAGGCACGUACACGUUCAGGUAGAGGCAGUCCUCCGAGCCGCUGCCAGUCGCCUGCACGCAGUCGCUGCCGUACUGGGUGGCAUCUCGGACUCCAUCCCACCCACUUGCUGCAAGCGGCGGCUGUAGGCACCACAACACAGACGGAAGACGUGCUGGUGACCGUGGAGCAGGGCACGCUGAGAGGGACCACAGCCACGAGCGUCUACAACACCUCCUACACGGCCUUCCUGGGCAUUCCGUAUGCUCAGCCUCCACUCGGGGAGCUGCGCUUCCAAGCGCCGCAACCGGCUAACAAAUGGGAGGGAGUCCGUGAAGCCACAGAGUACGGCAGCGACUGCGUGCAGUCGGACGGCACCGGCUCGGAGGACUGCCUCUACCUGAACGUGUUUGUGCCUGGCGUCCCAGAGGAGGGUGCCGGGCUGCCCGUCAUGUUCUGGGUGCACGGCGGAGGGUUCGUCUACGGCAGUGGCUCAGACGAGGAGCACGGUCCGGACUUUCUCAUUUCCUAUGGUGUCAUACUGGUCACCAUCAACUACCGCCUAGGAGCGACAGGUUUUCUUAGUACGGGCGAUUCAGUGGCACCUGGAAACGCGGGUCUCAAGGACCAGCAGUUGGCGCUCUCCUGGGUGCAGAGAAACAUCGCCAGCUUCGGCGGCGACCCCCAGCAAGUAACUCUUCAAGGGCAGAGUGCCGGUGGUUCUUCUGUCUCGCUUCACUUCGUGUCGCCAAUGUCCUCAGGUUUGUUUUCGCGACUCAUUAUUGAGAGCGGCAACUUCAUCGCCCGGCCUGUACUGCAGGCGACAGCGGCACGGCAACGUGCAUUCCGUCUGGGAGCCGCCCUUGGCUUUCAAACAGACGACUCGCAGCAGCUCAUCUCCUUCCUGCGAUCAGUGAACGCUACAGACCUACUAGUGGACAGUUCACUCAUCCUGACAGAGGAGGAGCAAAGUCAGAUCAUAUCUAUGCUGUGGGCUCCAAACAUAGAGUCAGAAUUGGAGGGCGCCUUCAUUCCAGAGUCUCCCAUUCAGGCUCUGCUCGACGGACGAUUCAGCCAGGUGCCUGUAUUGACAGGGGUUACUUCUGGAGAGCUUGGGUCUUCAAUACUUGAGGAUCCGUCGCUUGUCAAUGGUCUUAAUGAAGCGUUCGAGAAUGCAGUUGGACCCUGCCUCCAUUUGCCGACAGUGGAGCAGCAGGCAAGUGCAUCCCAGAAGCUGAGGGACUUCUACUUUGGCAAUGGCACCAUUUCCUUGAAUGACACGGAUACCCUCGUCAAUUUUAACAACGACAUAGGAACGUUUGAGCCUACUGAUUCGUUGGUGAGAAAAUUGGCCAGUAUCUCCAACCUAACAGUUUAUUAUUACGAGUUCGACUACAGAGGUGUGAAUGUGCCCACUACACCAUGGGGAGUUAUACAUUCUGGGGAACUUCCUUUCCUGUUUUUGAGGAAAGACACAGAAUACAAUCUGGAUCCCGCAUCGGAGGAAGAACAAAUACGCAGAAACGUGUUGCGGCUAUGGACGAACUUCGCCAAAUACGGGAACCCCACUCCUGAUGCGGAUCCCGUGGUGUGGGAGCCAUAUGACCUCACCAGUCGCAGCUACCUGCUAAUGCAGGCCAACUUCACGCUCUCGCACGACAGGCUCGGAGAAAGGAUGGAUUUCUGGAACGAGAAUGUACCGCUUCUGCCGUAUCCCAGCACCAUCUGACACACUAGGUCUCACGGAGAGGAUGUGCUGGUGACCGUUGAGCAGGGUGGUCUGCGAGGAACCACAGCCACGAGCGUCUACAACACCUCUUACACGGCCUUUCUGGGCAUCCCGUACGCUGUGCCGCCGCUGGGGAAACUGCGUUUCCAGGCUCCACAGCCGGCAGGAAACUGGGAUGGAGUGCGUAAUGCCACCCAGUACGGCAGCGACUGCGUCCAACAGGACGGCAGCGGCUCGGAGGACUGCCUCUACCUGAACGUGUACGUGCCGGGCGUUCCAGAAGAGGGCGCGCAGCUGCCCGUCAUGUUCUGGGUGUACGGCGGAUCGUACGUACGCGGCAGCGGCUCUGACCGCGAGUACGGUCCCGACUUCUUCAUCUCCUACGGCGUCAUUUUGGUCACUGUUAAUUACCGCCUGGGGCAGCUUGGUUUCCUGAGCACGGGAGACGCUGUCGCCCCUGGCAACGCGGGUCUUAAGGACCAGCAGCUGGCGCUGACCUGGGUGCAGAGGAACAUCGCGAGCUUUGGCGGCGAUCCUCAGCAGGUCACAAUAUUCGGACAAAGCGCCGGUGGUGUGUCCAUCUCUCUGCAUUUUGUCUCACCGAUGUCCUCAGGUCUGUUCUCACGAGCCAUUAUGCAGAGUGGGAACUUCAUCGGCCGACAUCCGCGCUCGACUGCAGCAGCACGCACUCAUUCUUUGAGACUGGGCGCAGCCCUCGGCUACGAAACAGACGAUUCGCAACAGCUGCUCGACUUUCUGCAGUCUGUGAACGCUACAGACCUUCUGGUAGACGACUCACUCAUCCAGACAGAUGAGGAGAAGAAGCAGAUUAUAAGCGUUCUAUGGGCGCCAAAUAUCGAGCCAGACCUGGAGGGUGCUUUCCUUUCUGACUCCCCUAUCCAGAUGCUCAUCGACGGCCGCUUCAGCAAGGUGCCCGUCAUGACAGGCACUACUUCCGCCGAGCUUGGAUUCAGAAUUCUUGAAGACUCUGAGCUGAUCGCCAGUCUGAACGAAGACUUUGCAGCUGUGGUGGGUCCCAGCCUUCACCUGCCCACGGCAGAACAGCAGACAGAGGCCGCCUACAAGUUGAAGGAUUUCUACUUCGGCAACAGCACACUUUCUGUCGAUAAUCCAGACCCUUUGGUCUAUUUCAACGACGACAUCGGAUCGUUCGACUCCAACGAUGCGUUGAUUAGAAAAGUUGUCGAGGUCUCCAACCUGACGCUCUAUUUCUACGUGUUCGACUACAGAGGAGAUAUCGUUGCGACAAACCCAUGGGGAGUGUCACAUGCAGGGGAGUUACCUAUUCUUUUUCUGAGAGAAGAUACAGAAUAUAACUUAGACCCCGACUCAGAAGAAGAGAAAGUGCGCAGAAAUAUGCUGCGUCUCUGGACGAACUUCGCAAAAUAUGGGAACCCUACCCCUGAGGCGGACCCCGUGGUGUGGGAGCCGUACGACCUGAGCAGCCGCAGCUACCUGCUGAUGCAGGCCAACUUCUCGCUCGCACACGACAGGCUUGGCGAGCGCAUGGACUUCUGGCGCGAGAACGUGCCACUGCUGCCGUUUCCCGACACCGUAUGA